This is a messenger RNA of Spodoptera littoralis (African cotton leafworm), 1389 nucleotides long. Lineage: Eukaryota; Metazoa; Arthropoda; Insecta; Lepidoptera; Noctuidae. The record is from the annotation of a GenBank genome assembly.
AUGUAUGUGUUAGUGCUAGCUGUGAUAAUUGGUGUCGUGAUAUCAUUAUGGUACUGGACGAGAAACUAUCCUCGUUCUCCUCCAAUAUAUCCUGGGGGAUUACCGAUUAUUGGACAUCCUUAUAUAGUCAUGAAGCACCGCAAAGGUAAUUUAAAUGAUCCAGAAGUCGUCGGAAACAUAGCAAACACAUGUUUGGACAAGCCAUAUUUGUACAAUUUCUUAAUUGAUAGCAUAGGAAAUGGAUUGGUAACAUUGAAUGGACCCACAUGGAGGAUACACAAUAAACUACUAAGUCCAUCGUUCAAUCAACAAGUAUUGAACACGUUUCUACCUGAAAUGAAUGGAGAGGCUCGAAAUAUGGUCGCACAAAUGACUGCUGUGGCUAGAAAUGGUCCAGUUGACAUCAAGGAAUUUAUAACUCAAUAUAUACUAAGAUCAGUUUGUCGAACAUCACUGGGAUUGGAAUCUAAACAUCAAGAUACAAUCGACAAUGGUUACGCGAAAGCGCUAGAAGAAAUCUUGAGAAUUGUAGGCUACCGUGCUUUAAAUGUGCAUAUACAUCCUUCAUGUAUUUACAACUGGACGUCAAUAAGAAGAAGAGAGUUGGAACUAGUCAAAAUUGUUAAGAAUAUGAUAAAUCCUAUAAUUCAAAAACGCAAAUCUCAAUUAAAACCUACAAAAAUUGAUAAUUACGAUAGUUCAACAACAGUUUCAGGUAAAUUCAAACCUACGCUAGAUUUGUUGUUACAUUUGUCUAAUGAACAAAACGUCCUCACCGAUGAUGAUAUUAGGGCGCAUCUGAAUACUUUCGUAGCAGCUUCUUACGACACAACUUCAGGAGUAUUGCAUAACGCGCUGAUGGUGCUUGGGUCAUAUCCUGAUGUACAGGAACGAGUUUAUGAGGAGGUUCAAGACGUUUUUCAAAACAAUGAGGAGUUGACGAAAUACGAUAUGUCAAAACUUGUAUACUUAGAAGCUGUGAUAAAGGAGGUAUUGAGGGUAUAUGUCGCAGCUCCAAUGGUGGCGAGAAAAGUUGAUACCGAUAUUGUACUACCGAAAUAUACAUUGAGAGCUGGAAGUAUAUGUGUCCUAUCAAUAUACGGCCUUCACCGUCACCCCUCGUGGGGACCAGACGCGAAGGAGUUCAAACCGGAGCGAUGGCUGAAUCCCGAUACUUUACCUACUAACCCCAACGUAUACGCAGCGUUCAGUUUUGGCAAGCGAAACUGUAUUGGGAAACAGUACGCCAUGAUGAGCCUGAAGACGUCGAUAGCGCAUGUAGUGAGGAAGUUCCGCAUUACUGCUGAUAUCAAUAUUUUGAAGUGGAGAUACGAAAUUGUAUUAAAGCCUACAACAACUCCUCUUGUUAAUUUAACAUUAAGGACUUAA